AUGGCCGAAGAAGAGAUAUCCUUCUUGAGAACAGUAAACGAUUUUAUUCGAGAUGAUUUGAUUUUUAGGGUGACUUCAUUUGCCUGAGUUGCCUUUCUCAUGGACUUGCUGAGCGUCUAUGUCUUGGGGCCGAGGGAUUUGGAAAUCGCAUGUGUUCACUCGAAUGCAUCGCACGGGAGGUAAGAGGCCAUAUUGCCCUCGUUAUGUUGGCCUUUUCGAGCAUCCUUAUAUGAUCAUACUCCCGCGCUCUUUAGCUUGUUUUUCGAGCAUAUCGUAUGCUUUUGCGUUUGGUUUAUAAUGAAUUUCGUAAAUCCAGAGUUUGUUUGGAAAAUAGUAAAGAGUUUUGCGAGUACGAUUUUGCUGUAUGACAACGUUUACCUCUAAAGGAUUUGGUUUACAUAAUGAAACCAACUUCAUUGUAAUUCUGCAAACUCGUUUAAUAUUAACUGUGUAGUUUAAUUUGAAUACUAUUGCGUACACAUAGCCCAGAAAUCAUUAAAUUUAAGUUCACAUAGGUAAUUGAGACUUACUAAUUUUAAAGUGUAAAAAAAUCCAAGAAAUUUGACAAAAUUGUUUUUAUUAUCUGUUUUACUUCACUAACAUUUUUAUAACUUUCUGCCUCACAAAAGUGACCUAAAGCACCAAUACCAAACAAACCGUUCUUUCCUUAAAACCUAAGCGUAAAUAGCAAAAACGUUUUAUUUUACCAAACGUUUCUCGAUAAUAUCAUGCUUCCUUUCGUUCAGACUCCUCCGCCAAAUAUGCCACCUUGCGUGUUUUUGCUGGAACAGGCACUGUCCGCACGCGCUCUUCAGGAAAUGCUUUCCAGUAAAAGCGAACUUUCGGAUGUAAGUGCAAAUGUAAAAAACCUUGAAUGUCACUAUGCAGAAACCUGAAGUUUGAUGGUAUUCGUCUGCUUUAAAUGAAAUUAGACAGCAUUUACUUUUUAGCCAACCUGGGAUCGUGGCGUAUAACUUUGACUUUACAAAACUUCAGAUUAUUUAUGCACCAUUAGUCCAAACACAUAGCGACGUUUUUGUUACUUGGGCUAGAAAAAACUGUUUUCGUGUAUUUGAAGUUUCAAAUAUCUUUAAAUUGGCAAAUUUUCGUGGGGCGGUCUUUCUUGACCCAAUAAAUGGCCACAAUAUAUUAACUAAAUGCCUGUGUUCUUGAUUCUUCUAGAGUAGUCAUUCGAGCCACCGGACGUUGCUUUAUGGCCAUGCAGUCCGCCUGAAACAUCGUAACAGUGGAAUGGUUUGUAUAUAACUACUCAUAUCAUUUGGAAUUUUUUUAAACACAAUAACAGAGGAAAAUAGAGGGUUAGAAGCAAUCUUUCUUUAUACUUUUAUAAGCGAUCAAUUGGCACUUGCACUUUCAAAAUAACAAAUUGCCUAAACGAGCGCAGUAUGUAAGAUAAGAAAGCAAAGCACAUAAUAGUAAAGUUAAUUAAAGAUUUUGCCCAUAAAUCCGGAAUUUCUCCCAAACAAGGUUAACCCUUCUCUGCCUGAGAGGACAAGGGCAUUUUAUUCUUCAUUUUUCCAUCAACGUCUUCUGCGCGUCUAUGGUUUUCUGGUGCUACUUGGCAGUUAAGCAUUGGUAUUGUGUCUACACUUCGAAAGUCUUACGCUCUAUCUUUCCCAAGCGCAUACUUUAGAGCUCACUUUGAUCCUUCCGCAUUCCCGGUCUUUAGAUCUUGCUGUAAAUGUUUUGCGUAAUUAUUAAUUUAUGCAACAUUCACACACUCGUGGCGAUAUUACAUGAUGUAUAGUGCAAUACUAUCCUAUUUAAUAUAUAUAUAUAUGAAUAUAGGAAAAAAAGAGGUUCUUCAGAGUUGUACGAGUUGUACUCGUGAAUUUUCGAAUUGGUGACAUCAACCCGUCGUCAGACGAAAAGAAGAUAAAAGAGAGAGUAAGACCCUCACACUAGACCAGCAGGCGCGAAAGGACAAGCUUUGACGGGUGGACCAUUAACAUGUGAGGAGGGAUGCGGGCAGGGAGUCAUGCUGAGUUCUGAGCCGGGAUGAGAGGAAGGGAGGGAGAGAAAACAGUUAAGGCUCCCCGUGUUGAAGGGGAGGGAGAAUGGUAGGUUGGCGGAACUGCGGGCGCCUGGAUUAACGGCCGCUGAUGCGGCGUGGGGCUCGGCUUAGUUAGGCGAGAUCUUAGGCCCUCAUAAUGGGCGUCUAGGUCAACGUGGCGGUUGAUGCUUUCCGCGUUAGAGCACCAUACCUCUAGGAAUUCUCUCGCCCGUUUUGUGUUGGCCGUGGCGAUGACCUCGGUGUCAUCCCAUACAUGAAUAUUUGUCUUGAUGUUUUUGCAGUUUAAGACCCAGGUUAUGACAAGCUUUCGUUGGUUGUGUUCUCUGUUCUCUUCUAUUCAGUACUACUCUGUUCCUUGCCGGAACCUGAAUCAAACAAGAUGCUCCUCGUAAAACCUAGCUUUUUGGUAAUUUUGAUUAUACCUAUUGUUAUCUAGGGUUGAUUGGCCUCAAAUUUUGUUUAUUUUGCUCUUUACAGUACCUGGCAUGUCUGUCGACUAGCUCAACUGAAGAUAAAUUGGCAUUCGACGUAGGGCUAGAGCGUGAAGCAGACAGUGAGUUUUUCUUCUAUGUUGCUUCUUUGAAGCUUUAUUUAGCCAACCGUUUCUGCCGGCCUAAAGACAACCGGCUCUAAGUUUAUUGCUCCUAAUGCCUUCUUUAAAAGCGGCUUUAUUUUCUCAACGUUCAUUUUCCUAACGAACACUGUCCCACUUGCUUUCGAAAGUUUCUUGAAGUUUUUUUGCUGAUCGAAAAUGUUUGAUUUGACUCUGAGCUCCCCAACGCAUUUAUUACAUUGAGCAGCCAGUCUUAGUUCCUUUGACUGAGCACCAGAAAUUACAUAAGUUUUCGCCUUUUCCUCAUCUUGAUGCUCGGCCUUUAUUUUUUUCAUAUAAGUUCAUUUUAUUUGGUGCUUACUAUUCCCCUAUUAAUCCGCCAUACUUUCCUUCAGAGAUUCGAUUGUUGUUGUUGAUUGUCGUUAGGUUUGUGGAAUUUUCACACAGAACUGACAUGAAACUCCAGAAUGAAGUAUGUUGAGUCUUGUCACAUUUCUGUGUUUUGUCUAACUUUAAAACAACUAGUAACGGUGUCUUCAUAAAGUGCUAAGCAGUGAGCCUAGAAAUCAAAUUUACAUCAGAGUUUUGGCAGUUGCCGAUAAUACUCCAAAUGAAUUCGAUCAAAAAACGUUCGGAAGACAAAUAUACCAGCCUUCUGCUGCCAUUGGGAUUUUGAUUUGUUUUUUAGCUUAUAUGAUGCCUGACUUUCCUCAAAUUCUUACCAGAAAGAAACUUGCACGUAACAUUACCAUCCGAUGCUUAUAAUCACUGCACUGUUAGACCAAAACUGAGGACAAAAAGUCGGUGGUCCUCGUCAAACGAUCUGUUCUGUCUGAAAGGAAUGCCGCACCGGCAUACAGGAUAGGCUGGGCGGGAACCUUAUUGCCACAUCAACCACUAUGUCCAAUCUCAGUCCCGGCUGACGCGACCGAUUCAAAGGAGACAUUGCGCUUUGCUUAUACAUUAUAAACAAGCAUACGCACUUUCUACCUUUAAUGCUGCAUUAGGAUCCUGAAUUAGAAGUCUGCCAACUGAAUGGCCAACAGAGCCCUACUCGAAACACAAUAUCCGACUGCAGUGGCUAAUAAAGAAUGCGCGAUUUGUGACGGCCUCAUUCACGUUGGCUUCUGAGGUACCUUCUAUUCACGAGACCCCGUUAGGUGGUGUGUGAUACGCGGAGACGGUUUUCAAAUUUUUCUAUUUACUUUGCCCACGCCAAACUCCCGUCUUUUGGCCUUAUCUGACCGUCGGAGCGCGGUGAGUGAGGCGGAUGCUGUGCCAGCUCUUUUCACCGCAACUGCCGUCCUCGUCGCUCGUCAUGGACAGUCCAUUGACUAAUCAAAGGAUGAAGACUAUAAAUAAUCAUUCAUUGAUCACGGUGAAAAAGAUGUAAUUCGCUUCAGUCUGAUUAUUUUUUUCCUCCACAAAUUUUUGAUCGAUCGUAUGAAGAAAAAACCCGUCCGCUUUAUAUUGCCAUUUUUCGCAGCGAGCGCAGUGAAGGCAAAGAAGCAGUAAUUUGCGUGCGAAUUAGACAGGCUUGCGCAAGAUCGACCUCAUCUUCUAGUUCUACACCCGCCGUGUUCCACUGGCUGGACUGAUUAACCGCGAACGGAAGUGGGCCUACGUACGCAGUGGCCGAUUUGCGCUAAGUCCCCGCCCCUCCCCACGCCAUAACACGGCUGCUUCCUCCCCCCACAUUCGAAGCAGGCUCCACGUUUAACCUACAUUGGGUGAAGACAUCCCGUCUAGCCCUCAUGUGGCUUAACUGCUAGUUAAGACGCUUACUUAGGUGCGUCCGCAGCACUUGCGGAGUCACAGAUGGGAGCUUAGCGUCGGGAGGACUUUGCGCUGAAUGGCCGCCUGGUGCGGCGUGCAUGUGUGAAUGCCAGUCCAUUAAAUUUUUUACCUCUCUCGAUGUAUUGCAUAACCUUUCCUUUAAGCCUUCUCUCAGAAUGUGAAAAAGAGAGUGACGGACGAUACCUUGAAAAGGGGCAGGCAAUUUAUUAACCGAGAAAUCAGUAUCUCUCGUGCCUACCGCGUGGUCUCGCUACAAUACGAAACCUUCCACGCAAAACUAUUAUAACUAUUAAUGUCAGUAGUCCUAAGCAGAUAAUGUUAUAUUAUUUAUAAACGUAUACAGGAUUAAACGACGGGAGAAGUAAAAGAGAGGGCAAGGAGGUUGGAGAGGGAAUAGGGUUUACCUCAAAACACCCACUAGGGGCUCUUCUUGGUUAUUGGUCAAAAUUAUCUCCAAUAUGGCCAACAUCUCUACGCGGAUGAAAUUACUCUUCUCGAGCGGAAGGUGCAGAAAGCAACGUCUAACAAGUUUGAUUUGAAAUCCCUCCGUUAGGCACCCAUGGGGGGAAGGGCACUUUCUGACCGGCCGUGUACGUCCAAUUUAUAUUUACUAUAGGAGACUGUGAGUCUUUUGCGAUUUGAGAUAGGGAAAGGAAAUUGGUAGCUGCGAUCACUUCCUUCAGUCGCCACCCAUAUAAAGUAUAUUCACUGUGUCGUCUCAUUUUUCGACAAUUGGACGAAUGUACAACAAUUUCAGACUUUUCGGUAGCGUGAGUCACGACUCAAAGGAGCACUUAUCUCGGUCAACUUUUCCUCAAACGAAUACACACUUAACGCUUAUCAAAUAGGUUUGCUGCGCUGCGGGUGCCCAUCAAAUGCCGUUUUUGAGGAAAUUAAAUUUCUCCGAAACAAAGCUUAAAAAUAUGCAACUUGUCUGCAGAAGGCAAUGUCUGUGCUUUUCUUCACUAGUCCAGCUAAAAUGUUUAUAUCGAUACUUUGGCGUACAGAAACUUUCCUUUGAAGAGGCUGCGCCAGGUUUAUGGUUGGAAACAUGACCACAAUCGGGACUUUCGAAUGAUAGCCUACAGGAGAUAGGGCAACUCCAGUUUAAUAGGGUUAUCAUUCAAGUCUAGUAGAAAGAUACUGCAGACUACAGUAGGCUCGCCUUGUGAGACCAGUAUUUGCACGGCCGCGAAUGCAGCCCCCUUUGGUUCAGCGAUAGAGCAGCCAGCACCAAGUCGGUAGUCGGCGAUUCUACUCCGCUAGACGAUACACCUCUUCUGACUGAGCUCCCCCUACCCUCCACAGUCUGCCCUGUCUGAUGGCUGAAGUUAUGAGCUCUGCCGUUUAUCGGCUGAAACAAACUUGGCUUGCUUUUUAUCGGCACAUUAUUCCGCAUAGUGUAGUCCAGCCUCUCUCACACCGUCUACUACAGUUGCCCCUCUGAAGUAAGAGUUUUAAAAGUGUGUUUCCCUCUCUCACCGCAAAUCUCUUUGUUCAAUCACAUUAAGCCGAGGCCUGUUGGUGGACCAUUCAUCCUGCAUCUAAACAGCGAUCAGUUGGUGAAAAGGUCAGAAUCGGGGACGACCUCAUUCUCGUCAGCGUCUCCUCGGAACGCUAUUUGGUGAGUCUCCUUUCAAAACUGUCCUAA
Molecule: messenger RNA, 6036 nt
Organism: Spirometra erinaceieuropaei
Lineage: Eukaryota; Metazoa; Platyhelminthes; Cestoda; Diphyllobothriidea; Diphyllobothriidae
Source: the annotation of a GenBank genome assembly